CAAUCUCGCAAUAACAGAUCAGAGAUCCAUGAUGAGCAAAGCGUCGACAUGUCAAAGCGAGUCCAAAAGUCACGGCUCUGCAAGUUUCUGGUUCCGUUUGCAACCACAGACUCAAAGCAAUGCAUUCUGUCACUUAGUUCUGUCAACCUGGCGUCCUUUUUUCCUGGAACACUGACCUCAGGACCAUAUAUGAACAGAGGCGAUACGGCAGUCAGGAACAUAGUAAGCGGGCAUGGGCACUGCUAGCGCGCAAGUAGAAUACCAGGUCUCCUCCCACCGGAAGUCACCGGGCUAAGAGAAAAAGGGGGUUGUACGUUGUCAUAUCAGCCGGGCCGUAGAAUCGAAAAAAGAAGAAAAUCAGCAAUCCUUGAGAAGAAGGAAAGAAAGAGAUUUGGGUGAGGGGUAUAUAAAUGGUGAGUACAACG
Messenger RNA from Trichoderma atroviride IMI 206040, 425 nucleotides. Lineage: Eukaryota; Fungi; Ascomycota; Sordariomycetes; Hypocreales; Hypocreaceae. The record is from RefSeq and is a predicted model, not a curated record.